CCUUAAACAUCUAAGACGCACAUCCGUGUGUUUUUAUCAAUUAUAAGUAUUCUUACGUUUACAUUUAUUUAUGCUUUUAAAUCUCCAGUUCAGCAUUAUCUUCUGCAUGUUAGUAUUUGCUCUAUAGCGUGUAUGUGUAGUCAAGUUAGUGACGGUUCUUUUAUUUUUAUUUGCAUCGUUUUCCAAAUGCACUAAAUGUUGCUCACGUCUUUGCUUGUUUUUUUCUUGUAUUUCUCAUGAUGCACAUGCUUUCCUUUCUUGAAGUAGUACAGGUUUUUUAGUCUGUGAUUCUUGUUAUUUGCUCAACUUUUUGUGAAACGAACAGGUGACAGCGGGUAGUUUGUUAUUUCUUCAGUGGGCCCAAACAAGGUGGUUGUGUCAUGUGUUCAACGAAGCACGUUUCUGUCGGACCAAAGACUACCCGGUGGGCCUCCGGCUUCUAGAUGGGCGAAUCCGGGUCACGCCGCUCCACGCUUGUGUCCCGCCUGCCGAUCUUCCGCCGCAGCAGCAGCAAGAGGCAGGAGUCCCUCCCCUCCUCCCCGUCCUCCGGCGGACAGGGCAAUGGCGUCCACACCUCGUCGCCGUCCAGCACCAACUCCAGCUCCGGCAGCACCGGGAAGCGGCGGAGCCUUUUCCGAGCCCCGUCCCUCAGCUUCUCCGCCAAACGGCACAGCGAGCCGCGCGUCCAGCCCAUCAACCUAAACCUCACCCCCCCGCUGACGCAGAGCACCGACGGCAACGGCAACAACCAGCAGACGGCGGCGGAAGCGCCGGCGGGGUUCAGCGAGGGCGGCGGGCGGCCCAAGUCGCGCCACUCGUUUGGGUUCGGCAGCCACAGGCAGAAGAAGAUCAGUCGCUCUCAGACCGAGGACUUCGAAAAGGUCUCCUCUUCCUCCACAGCCAAUCGGAACGUGUUUAUAAACUGCAUCAGUGGCUCGGCGGUCAACGAGGGGGACGACUCCGGCUUCCUGGACGACUUCAGCGCCGGCGGGAGCAAUAACGCCAAACGGUCCUCACGGAAGAAACAGCUGCUGCCCAAGUCGUUCUCCGCUCACCACCGCUUCUCCCGGACCUCCGACCACCACAGACCCCCGGAGGUGAACCUGGAACCCCCGAGCUCCGCCGAUGUGGCGGCGGUGGUAGCGGGGGCGCUCACCCCGGGGUCAUGGUCCGGGGAGGCGGGCGGCGCCGGAGGGGAAAGCUCGCUCCAGUCCCCCAUGAUGUCAGAAGACCGAACCACAGCCGUCACCCCGUCUGAGUUUGUCGCCAUCACGGAGGAUUCCGUGUCCGAGGUGGACGCCCUGCCGGCCCCCGGCGCCGGGUCUGUUUCCGCCCCCGGAUGCGCCUCGGCGCCCGAGCCGGCUGCUGAGGUGGCUGUUGAGGCUCCACCUGAACCCCCACCCGCCCCAGAGAACUUCAGCGUGGCUGUCUCCACGUCGCAGGUUUUCUUCACUCCGGCUCAGUCCGGCGCCGAGAAGCCUUUGCUCCCCGACACCAGCACAGCAAACAACACGGACUACGAGACCGCCGCGUCGCUCUCGGAGCCCGAGACGGCCGUGGCCUGCCUUCCUCUGCGGGAACAAUCCCUGGAAGAGAGAAAGGAAAGAGAGGAAGAGAGGAAGGAAGCGAGGGAUGAGGUGUCAGCAAAGGAGAGGAUGGAGCUGGUGGAGCAGCGGAAGGCCAGUUGCCGCAAGGAGACCACGAGUGAGAGCGAGGCGUGCGCGGUACGCAGCGAGGGCUCGAGCUCCAACCCGGAGCACGCGGACAGACGGGCCAGAAACGUGCGCUCCGUUCAAGCUGGAGGAAGCUUCUGCGGCUGCCACGAACCCAGGUCCUCUCAUCUGAGGAAACCGCACGCAGCCUCCCUGUGCAGCAGCGUCAGCCCCUAUCAUGAGGUGAUGCGAAUGGAGAGGCGUCUUCGCUCCUCGUCUGAGGGGGCUGGUGGGCCUCGUAUCCAUGGAAACCACAGAGACGCCCCGGGCAUGGAUGGAUGCGGUCUGCUAAAACACCGAAACAACUCCUCGUCAUCCAAACUGGGAAGUCUGGAUGUUUUAAACAACCUGGGUUCAUCGGAGCUGGAUGAAGAUGAUCUCAUGUUAGACCUGGACCUUUCCGACGAUCAGCGCCAUCGACAUGUGUCCAGAGAAGACUCGAGCCAGUCCCUGGCCUCCUGUCUGAACCUGCCCCCCUCCCCCAUGGACCCAUCAGGAGAUCGCAUCCCAGGGAGGGAAAACAAUCAGAGGGAGCCAAGCCGUCCGACCAGCCUGCUGCCCGCCGACUGGAGCUCGGGGCUGGGUCUGGGGAGGGAAGAUGAGUCCUUACCUCCAGGCCUGGAGACCCUUCCACUCAGACUGAUGCAGCAGGACUGCACGGCUGUCAAAACCCUGCUUUUAAGGCUAAGACGCACACUGCAGGAGAGCGCUGAGAUAAGUCCCGCCAGCAGCCUCCACUCUCUACCCAUCAGCCCCUGCAGUGAAAAAUCCCUCCCAUUUAAGGAUCUCUGCAGAGAGGAGGCCUUGCUGCAACAGCUGAGAGAGAAAGACGAACUGAUUCUCAGACUCCACCAUGAACUGGAGAGUGCCAAAGCUGCCCAGAAGAAGAAAGACUGCCAAAUGACUGACCAUGCAACACAGACAGAGCACAUAGGGCCCGAGGCCAGUCAUCCAGGCCGGUGGUCAGGACUAGGCAGCAGCAGCGUCAGCCUUGCUUCAAGGGACCGAAGGGCAGUGCGGGCAGUGGGGGCGGCGCUCGGAGGGGACCUCUGUAACCAGCACCUCCCCCACCACCACUAUCCACCCCUGCACGGCCGCCCCCCUGCCUCCGAACGGCACCCUACCCGGGAGGAGCGCCACUGCCAGGGCGCCCUGGCACAUUCCACAGCGCGUAACGCUGCUCCCAGUCUGGCUCCGGUCUGUGACGCUGCUGCAGCGUCUGCCCGAGCUCCGCCCACUCCUCCCGCCCAGCUCCCAGGUUCACACCCGGGCUCUGGUUCAGCGGCCGCUAAACACAACGCAAUUCCACCUCUGUCCUCCAGGCAGCCGGAGGGGGUGUCCUCCUCCUCUGAGUCAUUGACUCCAGGAGGUGGAGUGAGUCUGCCAGGUGGGGCGAGGAGAGGAGGCGGAGAGCACCACCCGCCCAGCCAUAUCCCCCGCGCGAUCGGGACCAGCGCCUCGUCCAGCCUCCACAGUGUUACGAGCAGAGGGAGCCCCUCGCCGAGCGUCUCGUCUCCCAUCCCAGCCUCCCCACCACCUCCUACUCCUUCCCCGGCGUCCUCUUCCUCCUCCUCGUCCUCCUCCUCUUCCUCCACGUUUACGGGUCGUUUAGGCCAACCCCCUCGAGGCCCUCUGUCUCUGCACAGCUAUAGUCGUAAGAAUGUCUUCCUCCAGCAUUCCCUCCAGACUGCCGAACUGCAAGCGCUGACGCAGACAGACGGUUGAGAGGACACAGACGUUCGCGCAAACCGUAUUGACUCCAGCGACAAAACGAAGGGACUUUAUAGGAAAACGGCUGCGCCUCCGGUAGUGUUUGUGUUCUCCCCCAAUUCCCUCUGAAUCAUCGACCACAAGCGCUAACAAUCAUGCUCGUCUAUCUGCACAAUCCUGACAAACCCUUUGCUGACAUUUUGUUCUUAGUUUUGCUCAAUUGAACACACACACACACACACACACACACAAGCGCGUCUUGGAGCAUGAAAAAGGCACUCACUUGUCUGUCAGAACUCCCACGUUGUGUCAUGCUGACAGUUCAGAUGUGCUUACUCCCACAGACCCACAACGUGCAAAGAGACUCACAGCCUCAUGUCAAUGCACACAAACGCAGACCUAGUCGCACACAUCUAGGUCCACACUCUCACAAAGAAACAAUCUGUGAUAUUUGCCUCACGGUCUGCACAAGUAACCGUACAGUCAUGUGGACGUGAGGUUUUCAUUUGUGUUUUUUAAAUAUUGUUUGUAUCCAUUUAUGUGAACAUCCUUAAAAGUAAAGACUUGUGCUGCUUAAUGAACAGAGGAAUGGCCGUCAUGUGACAUGGCCAAAUUCCAAAUCAGACCAACUCAUCAUUCCUUGAUGUUCCACUGACAGCGGUCCAGAUGAAAAGACAGAUGUUGAGAAUGAACAUCCACAUUCAUGAUCCGUUCACUGCAUUUUUUACAAAAUGGGAAUCUGAGUGAAUUUUAAAGUAGUUUAAUAGCUUUUUAGUAUCGACCCCCAUUUCAGUGUCUCAACAAGGGAAUCGAACAUUCCAAAACCUCCAAGACAAGCAGCCUGUGGAGUGCUCACAUGAAUAAGGCAUCACUAGAACCUUUAGCUUAACACCGGACCACCGGUUCUGUAGGAAUUCAAUGCUGCGUUGAAUGCUCGCAUCAACGUGCAUGUGAAACGAUUGGUUCAGUAGUUUGACAUAUCUGUCUAAUUCAAUAAAUAAUUUAAAAAUCCGCAAAAUUGUGAACCCCCAGCGAACUUUAUUAAAACACCCGAGAAGAAGAGAGCAACCGAACAAGUUUUAGGAUUGGAAUAACCUGCGUUAUCCAUUGUUUUGAAAUGAGGAUUGGUUUUGAGCAAUGAUCAGGGAGACUUACUGCUGCUUUGCUAAAUGACAAAAUCAAUAACCAUUUUUAGGAUUUAAAAGGAAAAAUGUCUGAAGUAACGGACUCGCUGUGAACUCACUUGAUUGGAGUCUGAUUCUGCCUCGGGAGGCAGGUGACAUAAUAAAAUACUGCACAGAAAGUUGUUUACUCAAUGAACACUGUUUCUCUUGACUCUCCCAUUUGGAAAAAUGUUCCGAAAUGAUGAGUUUUGAUGUGACGCAGUCAUUGAUCGCCUUCUUUUAUCUUCCUGAUCUCAGAUGUGUUAUCUUUUUGAAAAAGGCAUCCAACAUGACAGCAUUUCUCACUGUAAGACACUGUUUUUUAGUCAGUAGGACUUUCCCUUUUGAUGGAAAUAUACAAAUAUCAUCACUGCCACGAACCGCUGCAUCGUUCCACAUCAUUCCCAAUAUGGUGAAGUUUGAAAAGCCAUCUUUUCAAGAUCUGUGAACUACAGGAUUUCAGGGAAAUAAACGCUAUUAUGUUGACUGGGAGGCGGCAUCCUGCGCUGCUGCUAAGCACCGCAGCCUCUACAGAGAACGUAACAUUUUCGGAGAAGUCGUUGACUUGUGUCUCCGUGCGGCCCCUUGAUGUUGGGAGGUUGUAUGAAUCGUGUUCUUUCUAAUGUACACCUCAUGAGGCGAGCACCUUGCAGAGGUGAAGAGAGGCCUGAAGGAAUACGGCUCGUCGGGUGGAAAUUGCAGCUCUCCCCGUGCUCUGCUUCACAUUACUUCCUCUCUUUCUUUAUCCCCAUUCUUUUUUUUUUGUUUACCCUUGUUUCUGUUUUUCCCAUCCCACCACUUCUUAUUCGCCCCCAAUCUACCGCCCCCCCCUCCCCCAGCCCACUACUCUGCCUCUACUGCAUGCAAACCAAGUAGCUCCUUUUGUUCCUGUGCGCCUCUCCAUUCGGCGAGCUUCCCCCCCCCUCCCCACCACCGUGUCCCCGGCCUCUCCUUCCCCCCCAUGCCCCCCCCCCCGUCCUCCCUCUACCCUGCCUGCCGUACUUACCCACAGCUCGUAUUGUCAUACAGCGGAUCCAUAACACAAUCUCUUGCAGUGGCUCUCGGCCCUGGGAAUUGGGGCCCGAUUUUCAUUCCAGCUGGCUGAUUAGGGAAUCAUUUUACACCUGCUGAAUGCGAUGAGCUACCUGGUGGUGUAGACAGCCAGCACUAAUCUGGCUCCGGGGGACCGAGAAGCGCAGCUGCAUUGUGAACCACGCGAUCCCUCGCUCGGUUUGUUUACACGCGCAGGGGGCGACGAUGCCGUGUCGCUGGCCGACCCCUCAAGAAAUGCUCCCCGCGUCCCUCGUCGGCGCACGCGUCGUACCGCCGCAAAGGGAAAUGUCACGAGGGAGGCGUGAAGCGUUCCCGCUGUGUUUCCCCCAACAGCUGUGCUUGUUGUUUGUGUUCAAAUUGAGAAGAUCACAAAGGUGGGCUGCUGAUAAUGAGACAUAUCACGAAGGAAAGCCACGUUUGAGAUAUCAGUUAAAAUGUCGAACUGAGGUCUGGGAAAAAUGUUCACCUGUUUAUUUGGAAGGAUGAUCUGAUGUUGAGUUUCGCUGCUGGAAACACGGGCCUCAAUCAUGAGGUGGGCAUCUGUCACAGACCUCAGUUGUUCAUUUUACUUAGCGACAUGUCGUGCAUCUUAGAGACUUUCAUUUCUUGCAGUUAUUUAUUGUUUUCUGCCUUAUUUAUUGCCAUGGAAUGUUUCCUAAAAGCAUCUUGGCACCAACACAUUAUUAUAGUGGUCAUCUCGUGACCACUAUAAUAAUCAAGAUGUUUUUAUUGUAACUAAUGAAUCCCAGAGAUUACACUGCCAUGCUUUUAAUAUGCUUACUGUAAUUAUCUUUUUUCUUUCUUUACAAAUUAAUGUGAUAAUGAAAUUAAGCUGUAUACUUGUACAUAGAUGAAGUAACCGUUGAUGUUCACUGUUCGUUAACAACAUUUCGUGCUCGUGUAAAUUGCAUUUAAGAAUAAGGUCAGCACAUAACUUAUUAAAACAUAACAAAGUUUAUUUAAUUAACGAAUGUCAAAUGCAGUCAGAGGUCUGAGAGAUUACCAAAGUUCUUCGGGCUAUUGAUAAUAAAUCAGGCGAAAUGACUCACUCGUAAGUGAAAUCCAGCCUUUGCUCUAAAACAGAAAUAGUCUUAGUCUUUGAGAUUACUUUGAAAAACUUUCGCCUAACUGUCUCAACAAAGUGGACGAUGAUCUGUUGAAGCUGCUUUUUCAGUUUAGGGUGAGGUUUGUGAAUAAAGAACCUUCUAAACUCAUGCUAUGAGCCAGCUGACCACACAUCGAUGACAGAUCCACAGCGAAAUACAAAAAUCCUUUGAGUGCAUUUUUCCUUUCCAUGGUCUCCCCAUUUUGAAAUGUAUCUAAUAGGUUUAUCUGGAGGCACGAGAACUUUUGCAGUUUGUGUUCACCAACGUAUUCCUCUUCAGUUUCACAAACACUAUUUUUUUUUACACACUCAGUUGUUCACCUAAGAAAUUGCAGAUGAUUUUUUUCCACUGUCUCCUUAUUGUUAAUAUUUAAUACAAAUAAAAUGUCUAAAAACAUUAA
Messenger RNA from Gasterosteus aculeatus aculeatus (three-spined stickleback), 7144 nucleotides. NCBI's taxonomy places the organism in Eukaryota, Metazoa, Chordata, Actinopteri, Perciformes, Gasterosteidae. The record is from RefSeq and is a predicted model, not a curated record.